CGACAUUCGAGCAUCGAGCAACUGUUGUAAAUGAGGUUAGGUUAAAGCUUGUAUUAUAAGGAAAAUUGUCUGGAAUGAUGAUAAGAAAUCUAAGAAGAAUUCCAUUGAAACAAAACUACUUUCUUUUUAUUCAAAGGCAAACUUUUUUAACUAAUGACUAUCAGUGUAAUGGUGCUUGGAGCGCUCAGGUUUCAUCGUCGGUGCUCAGCAAAGUCAAUCUACAUGACUUUUUUAACACCGUGGACCAGAACUAUUCCACCAAAGGCGUUAUUAGCGCCAUAGACGUGGAUGUAUUUGCAAAUUCUGUAAAGGAAUCAGUUUACCUUGACGAACUUAAAGAACUUCUCCACAAGUUGAGAUUGUCUGCAGAAACUGGGAACACUUUAGAGUCUACUCAUCAUGCCACCAUCAGGAAUUACAUCGAGUUUGGCAAUAUUGAAGAUUUGGUAAAAAUAUUGCAGGAUCCUCUUAACUUUGGUGUAUUUCUUGAUGCAUAUACUGCAAACAUAUUGUUAAAUAAGUUAAUAACAGCGCAAAACUAUGAGCAAGCAGCUAAUGUUGCAUCUUUAGUGAUGCUUGAGGAAGACUUUAGCAAUGAAAUUACUUGUACUCUCUGCCAAUAUGCUUGCUACAAGUAUAUCUCUGCAUAUACACCACCGGAGCCUAGUCCUCCACAAGAAAAACCAAAUAAAGUAGAAGAAGUGAAGAUAAGAAUCAAAUAUUUAAGAAAUCCAUAUUUUGAUGAUCACUUUGACAUCAAAGAUACCUUAACAGCCUCUGGAAAAACACUGGCGUGGAUUUCUGAGAAAACCGGUGACAAUCUCAAUAACAAUCUUCAAAUCAUUGGCCUGUUGGUAUAUAAAAAAUAUGAGAAAUUACUUGCUCUGAGUAAAAACCUUAGUAAAUCUUCAUUCAAGACAUAUGUUGAAGUUCUUGAAAUACUUAAAAAGGAAUCUAAAAAUGUUGAGGCAGUAGCAAAAACAACAUUAGAACAGUGUCUUUCUGUUCUAAGCUCAGUUGGAACAGUUGAAACAUCUUUAGAAGACUCCUUGAAGAUUGCUAUUGAAAAUGCUAUCAAUAAGAAUCAAAAUAAGGAUAUAGCUUCCCAGGAACAGCUAUUCAAGUCUUGGGUAGAAAUACGGGAAAAGAAACUUCAAGAACAAAUAAAGCGCCUUGAUAGAGCAAAACGGCUUGAAUUCAUCCAAAAAAGUCAGACACAAAUGGCUGAGGAAGAACAGAAACUGUGGUUCUUUGAAAAUGAAGAAAAUAUUGACCUACAAAUUGAGGAAAAAGAGAAGUUGGAGGAUAAAAGUGUAACUAAAAAGAAAAACUUGGAGAAAUCUGAUGAAAAUUAUAUUCCACCUGAGAUAUUACCAAAACGAAGAUAAUAAGUAUAAUUUAAUUGUUAAUAUUGUAGUAUCUUAAAAAUUACACAUUUUACUUCUAAAAUAUACACUUUUUAAAGAAUAAAGUCCAUACUAUUAACAAUAUUCUUUUUGCAUCCUUUUAAUAUCAAGUUGGAUUUUCUCUAGUGUAUCUUCAGUCCGUUUUGUUUUUUCAGUCUUGAUAUUGUCUUCAAUGUCUACAAUAUCCCUAGCAAAAGUACCAGUGUCAUUAACAAGUGAAACAAUGGUAUUACAUUCUGAAUGUAACAGGGCCAGUAACUUGUAAGCUUUCUUGGCUUGGUCAUCUUUUUUUGCAUCCUGAAAAUUUGUUUUGGAAAUUAUUAAAAUAUGUAUCCUAUAUGAAAACAAUUCAAUAUUGUCAGAAUCAGGAUAGAGGGUGUAUACCAACAAAUCAUAUACCUGCUAAAGUGUAUAAUGUGUGGCUAAUGAGACUUUGAAAACUUAUAUUAAACUUGCUUCUGUUAUUAUCUAUAGCAAUUCUUUUCUCUCCACCAUCCUGAUUCUCAAAUAACUUUGCAUUCUAUAAACAUACCUUAAAAAGUGUUUCAUCAGCAAUUGCAAAACAUCUGUCAAGUUGCCCUUCCAGUGUGUUAAUCUCUUUUUGUAAUUCUCUUGUAUCAUCCAGUAUUUUUUUUAUUUCCAUGUUUUGUUUGUCUACAUUGCUGAUUAUUUCAAGGAUUCUUUUAGUAUAAAUUGACCUAAGAAAAUGAAAAACUAAAUACAUUAUCAAAUCCCAAAAU
Messenger RNA from Cydia strobilella, 2146 nucleotides. RefSeq lists its product as uncharacterized. Bases 75 to 1388 code for a protein of 437 amino acids. The record is from RefSeq and is a predicted model, not a curated record. NCBI's taxonomy places the organism in Eukaryota, Metazoa, Arthropoda, Insecta, Lepidoptera, Tortricidae. Gene Ontology annotation, cellular component: mitochondrion. The transcript is spliced from 2 exons.